Molecule: messenger RNA, 866 nt
Organism: Sodiomyces alkalinus F11
Lineage: Eukaryota; Fungi; Ascomycota; Sordariomycetes; Glomerellales; Plectosphaerellaceae
Product: hype protein
Exons: 1
Coding region: 335-748 (137 amino acids)
Molecular function (GO): oxidoreductase activity
Source: RefSeq, a predicted model, not a curated record
CUGUCCGCCACCGGCCGGAGUCACCGACAACAUCAUGGCAGCCUUCAUAACCCCUGUCAUUUUGACGCCUAGCCCAACACCAUACCAUGCCUGCGCCUCGUCUUAGUCUCGUCUACGAUCAGGAUUCAGGGCUCCUUCACAUAUUUAAAGCAGACCAGACAAUGCAUGCCCCGUGGUAACACUCACUUCCACGCCAGUCCUUUCUCUCUUUCACUUACCGGCACCAAAACUCAUUCCCAGAAGCACCUGUGACCUGCCACCAACUUACACGUUCCACCACCAACAUUCACACACAAGCAUCGCAAUCGCAAAACAAUCUCUACCCAUACUCACCAUGAGGCUCCCCCCCAUCACAUUCAACGCCGUCGCCGAAGCAGGCGUCAAGAUGCUCCUGUUCGGCCGUCGCCGCCAAGACCUCACCCCCGCCGAGUUCCGCGACUACUACGAGAACCAGCACAUGCCCCUCCUCAGGAACCUCUCGGGCGACGUGUUCCCUCUAUCCCACGAGCGGUCCUACGUCCAGCGCCUCGGGCCCGACUUCGCAGCCAGCGUGGUGCUGGGCGAGCAGGACGACUUUCUCUACGACUCGAUGGCCAUCUUGACCUGGCGGGACAUGGCCCACUUUCAAGCCACGUUCACGCUGUAUGGAGACGACAAUGUCGGGAAAGCCAUUGAGGAGGAUGAGGCCAUGUUCACCGAAUGGGGGAAGGCCGUGCUGGUCCAGGUCCAGGCUAGUUCCGGUUGCUAGACGGAGCAUUCCGGAUAUCCCUGUCGGGGCGGCUGGUCUGAUAUGAUAUAUCCGUUCUUCCCCCGCUUUAAACGGCCCUCUUUACUUUUUCGUCUUACGCCAGUGUAGCUUGCUUGGG